GCGCCGAGGAGCCUGGCCGCUGAGUCUCCCUGCCCCGGUCCCUGCGGCCCCGGAGCCUCUGCGCCCGACUCGCCGCAGGACCGCCGGCCGGGACCCAGGUCCAGGAACGCGGCGCGCCCUGCGGGGAGAGCGGGGCGUUCGGUUCCCUGGCCCCCAUGCAAGGCGCAGCCGUUGGAAAGGCUCCGGACUUGGUCCCUGAAUAAGCCCCGGCGGGGGUGCCCGGCGUGCCGGAGAUUUGCCCGGGGCUGCGAGUGGCACUGUUUUGUGCCUGGAGAGAGCGAGGGGGCGGAUGCGCGCAGGGCACCCUCGGAGCAGAUAACCUGUGACACGGCUUCCGAGCCAGCGGGAGACACGGUUUCGUUUGGCUUCGUUUAGUGCGCAGGUGGUGGGCUUUCGGUGAAAUGCUAUUUUGGUUAAAAGAAGAAAUGGCCACCCAGGAGCUCACCCGGCGGCUGGCCACGGCGAUCACGCAUGUCGAUGAAAUCAUGCAACAGGAAGUCAGGCCCUUGGUGGCAGCGGAUAUAAUAGAACAACUUCACAGACAAUUUGCCAUUCUUUCAGGAGGGCGAGGGAAGGACGGUGCGCCCAUCAUCACUUUUCCAGAGUGCGUGGGGUUCAAACGCAUCCCCGAGGAGGACUUCCUGAAUGUGCUGACAUACCUGACGAGCAUCCCCAGCGUGGAGGCUGCCAGCAUCGGAUUUGUCAUUGUCAUCGACAGACGAAGGGACAAGUGGAGCUCCAUAAAGGCAUCCUUGAUUCGAAUAGCUGCGGCAUUUCCGGGAAACCUGAAGCUCAUCUUCAUCCUCCGUCCAUCUCGCUUCCUCCAGAGGACAUUCACGGACCUUGGCAUCAAGUACUAUCGAGACGAAUUCAAGAUGAAGGUGCCGAUCAUCAUGCUAAACUCCGUUUCCGACCUUCAUGGCUACAUUGACAAAAGCCAGCUGACUCGGGAGCUAGGGGGAACUUUGGAAUAUCGCCACAGCCAGUGGGUAAAUCAUCGCACUGCCAUAGAAAAUUUUGCCUUGACCUUGAAGACCACUGCGCAGAUGCUGCAGAUGUUUGGGGCCUGCCUGGCCACAACAGAGCUCCCCAAAGGCGUGCUACCCACCGAAGACCUUCUUAUGUCCCACACCCGGCAACAGGACAAGAUUCAGGAUGAGCUGAAAUUACUAGGAAAGCAAGGGGCCACCCUGCUGUCAUGUGUCCAAGAACCAGCAACCAAACAUUUCUCCAGCAAACUCAGUCCCAGUGAACUUGAGAAUAUAGCUACCAUGGAAAGGUUAUUAGUUCAACUGGGUGAAACAGAAAAAGCCUUCAGUCAGUUUUGGUUCGAGCACCACCUGAAGCUUAACCAGUGCCUACAACUACAGCGCUUUGAGCACAAUUUUUGCAAGGUGAAGCUUGCCCUGGACAAUCUGCUGGAAGAGCAGGCAGAGUUUACAGCCAUUGGAGACAGUGUGAUGCACGUGGAGCAACUGCUUAAGGAGCGCAAAAUCUUGGAGGAAAAAGGCCAGGAGCCCCUGGAGAAGGCCCAGUUCCUCGCACUGGCUGGGGACCGGCUCAUCCAAAGCCCCCAUUACGCGGCGGACUCCAUCGGGCCCAAGUGUGCGGAGCUCAGGCGCCUCUGUGACGACUUCACCAAUGAAAACAAGAAAAAAUAUGACAUUUUAGGGAAAUCCUUGGAACUGCAUAGACAGCUGGACAAGGUCAGCCAGUGGUGCGAAGCAGGAAUCUACCUCUUGGCUUCCCAAGCUGUGGACAAGUGCCAGUCUCGAGAGGGGAUCGACAUUGCCUUGAAUGACAUCAAGACAUUCCAGGCCACUGCCAAGGAGUACCAGCUGCUCAGCCCCAAGGAGUUUCACAGCCAGUUUGAGUUGCUACUCACCCUUGAUGUAAAGGCCAAAGCCCAGAAAGUCCUGCAGAAGCUUGCUGACGUGCAGGAAAUAUUUCACAAGAGACAAGUGAGCCUGAUGAAACUGGCAGCCAAACAGACCCGCCCAGUGCAGCCCGUGGCCCCCCAUCCUGAGUCCUCACCAAAAUGGGUGUCACCAAAACCCAGCCAGCCCUCCGCCUUGGCCCCUCUUCAGAGAGCAGCUGAGGGACCUCAUAUGGAGACAGAUUUGACGGCCCCGGAAAAGGAAGACGACGAGUCUAAACUUGAAGUCAAGAAUGGAGAAACACUGGAAAGGAGUGAGAAUGACGGGGGGAGCCCUGAGUUGGAGCAGCCUGGCAGAGAAGACCUCUCCCCCAGCAGGCACAUUAUACAGGAUUUGCUUGAGACCGAAGAGAUUUAUAUAAAAGAAAUGAAGAGCAUAAUUGAUGGAUAUAUCACUCCAAUGGAUUUUAUUUGGCUAAAGCAUCUGAUUCCAGAUGUUUUACAGAAUAACAAGGACUCUCUCUUUGGGAACAUUAAAGAACUUUAUGAAUUUCACAGCAGGACUUUUCUAAAAGAAUUGGAAAAGUGUGUGGAAAACCCUGAACUUCUGGCAUGCUGUUUUCUCAAGAGAAAAGAAGACCUCCAAAUGUAUUUUAAGUACCAUAAGAACCUGCCCCUUGCGAGGGCGGUCUGGCAAGAAUGUCGGGAGUGCGCCUACUUCGGGGUAUGCCAGCGCCAACUGGACCACAGCUUCCCUCUCUUUAAGUACCUUGGAGGACCAGGCCAGAGAUUGAUAAAAUACCAGGAGCUGUUGAAGGGUCUACUGGAUCUUGAGUCUCCUGAAGAUGUGGAAAUGGACCCUGGUGAACUAGAAGGAACCUUGACUAAGGAUGUCCCAAAGAAGACCAAGAUGUCCCAAGGAUUCUCAACCGAACUCCAACAGGCUCUGGCAGUGAUAGAGGAUCUGAUCAAGUCUUGCGAGUUGGCUGUGGACCUCGCCGCUGUAUCUGGAUGUCCGGAUGACAUGGAAAAGCUGGGCAGGCUGUUGAUGCAUGGCCCAUUCAGCGUGUGGACCAUUCACAAGGACCGUCACAAAGUGAAGGAUUUUAUUAGAUUUAAGCCCAGCCAAAGGCAAAUCUACCUAUUUGAACGAGGAAUUGUGUUCUGUAAGAUUCGAAUGGAGCCUGGCGACCAGGGGUUAUCUCCUCACUACAGCUUUAAGAAGUCUCUGAAGUUGGUGACACUUUCAAUUCGCCAACUUGGAAGGGGAAGCAAUAAAAAGCUGGAAAUCGCCAACCGAAACGGACUGGAGAAAUACAUCCUGCAGGCACCUUCAAAAGAAAUCAGAGAUUGUUGGUUUUCAGAAAUAAGUAAAUUAUUGAUGGAACAACAGAACGAUAUUAAAGACAAAGAAAAUCUACACUUUGAGGCAACCACUGACAAGGGCCAUGCCGUGGAAGGUGCUCCCUGGAUUGAGAGUAUGGAAGGAGCUACUAGCCAGGAAGACCCAGUCUCCACCAUGCAUGGGAUUCAAGCCAGCUGAUGCAGUGCUACCAGACCCAAGAGGCACAGGCUGAGCAGAAGGGAUGGCAUUCAGUGUAAGCGUGGCUAUAGACUGUCCAUGCAUGUUUGUUUGUGCAUCUGCCUGGGGACAGAGAGACAAAACAGCAGAAUGACUGUCCCACUAAUGGGAGCGAGGAUGGCCUUUUCCCUUGCUGGAGUCAUCAAAACCAGUCAGCUCUUGAGAAGACUGCCUGACACCUUGAAUAUGUAACUCAGAGUUUUUAAAUGUCCCAUGCUGGUGAGGGUGUGGAGCAAAGGGAACUCUCCAUUGCUGAUGGGAAUGCAGAAUGUUAGACACCCUGUGGAAGAGUUUGGCAGCUUCUUAGAAAGCUCGAGAUAUGCCAGGGAUUUAGCUCAAUGGCACUGUGUCUGCCUGGCAAGCACAAGGUCCUGAGUUCAAUUUCCAGUAAUGAAAAAAAAGAAAAAAUCUUCAGAAAGCUCGAGAUAGUCUUGCCAUACAAUUCAGCCAUCGGGCCUUGUUGUUUACCCAAAUGAGUUGCAAACUUUGGAACAUCUAUACAGUGGAAUACUGUUCAGUGAUUUUAAAAUGAGCUAUCAAGCCAUAGAAAGACAUGAUGAAACCUUAAAGGCAAGGUGUUAAGUGAAAGGUGUCAGGGCUGGGCGUGGUGGUGCAUGCCUGUAAUCCCAGCACUCGGAAGCCUGAGCCAGGAACAUCACCACAAGUUCGAGGCCAGGCUGGGCUACAUCGUGAGACCUUGUCUCAGAAAAACAAAAAAACAAACAAACCAACAAAACCCUUAAAAUUGGAAAGCAAAUCAUUCAGUUAAAAAAUGGACUGGAGUCUUCAACAGACACCUCACCAAAGAUGUACUGGUGGCAAAUGAGCACUUAAAAAGAUGUCCCAUAUCAGGUCAUCAGAGAAAUGGAAAUUAAAGCAAUGAGGUUCCACUGGCCACCUACUAGACUGACCAAAACCCAGGACACUGAGAACCCCAGGAACCAGCAAAGGUGUGGAGAACAGGGGCUCUCAUUCUUUGCUGGUGAGAAUGCAGAGCCUCUUUGGAACCAAGUUGAUAGUGACUUGCAAAACUGAAUAUAUUCUUAUCAUACAAUCUAGCAUUCAUGCUUAAUAUCUUUCCAGAGGAGUUGAAAAUUUAUAUCCACACCAGGAAAAAAAAAAACUAUUCACAGAUGUUUAUACCAGCUUUAUUCAUAUUUACCAAAACUUGGAAGCAACCAAGAUGUCCUUCAGUAGGUGAAUGGAUGAAUAAACUAUGCUACAUCCAGACAAUGGAAUAUUGUUCAGCACAAAACAAAUGAGCUCUCAAGCCAGGACGAGAUGUGGAAGAACUUUACAUAUUAUUCAGGGAAAAGGCCAAUCCGAAAAGGUUCCAAUCCAUCUGAUCCCAGCUUCAUGACAUUCUGGGAAACGUAAAUAUGCAGGUAGUAGAAGGAUCAGUAGUUUCAGGUCUUAGUGGGGUGGGAGGGUUGAAUAGACAGCACAGAUUUUCAGGGCAGUGGGAAUGCUCUCUACGAUGCUAGAAUGGUGUGUGCAUGUCAUGAAUUUGUUCAAACCCCAGGAGUAAGCCCUGAGAUACAUAGGGGAUGCUGGGUUAAUGUGAUGUGUCAGGGAAGGGGCAUCGGGACAGCAAGCGCCCCACUCGGUAGAGGAUGUUGGUAGUGGGGGAGGGAACCGUGCGUGUGUAGGCCCAGAGGAAACAGGGAAAUCUCUGAACCUUUCUCCUGCCAUUGCUGUGAACCUAAAACUGCUCCGUGAACAAUCAAAUGUGCCCCAAACAGUAAGUAAACCGCAUUCAUAGUAUGAGAGUAGCAAAUGCUGACAUCCUGGCCAGUUCCUCUUUAGAAGGCCACCACACCCAUUUCUUUCAAGGCUGCUUUGCGCUUAGCUGACACCUUCACCGCAGUGCCGGAGAACUGCCUCAGCUGACCAGAACUGUCUAGCCAGGAAGUGCCCAAGGGGCUGUGUCCACCGCCAAGGGCAGUUUCUGGGCGCACUGGGGCAAGGUACAGAAAUCGGCCUUUCUGUCCCCAGACCCUACACCUUUGUGACAUCCACACUGCAGCGUUUCCUAGUGGCCGCUAGACGUCAGCCACACACACAGCUGUGCCUGCCUCUUCCCAGCCUGCCUUCCAGAGCUGUCGGAGAGCUUUCUCAGUAGCACCUUGCACAAUCUGCUUCUGGAAACCUGCCCAGGGCAGUACCAGGAACAGACUAGAGACAAUGGGGUUCUAGUGUCACAUGCUGGCCGCGGGGGAGUAAGAGGUCCUUGGCUGGUGUUGGGGAGUGGUGGGGGUCCUGGUCCCAGGCUGCUGCAGGAGCUCCAUGGCCCAGACCCUCACCUGGGGGACCUGGUUUCAGACCCGGAGGAUAGGGAUGCACCCACUGGCAUUGCAUCUUUAGCAUCUGAGAGGGGGAGAUGUUAUCUCAGGGUGGUGGAAUUGGGAGGCCAUUGCUCAGCACCCCUGAGUCACUAAGAGAAAAUGGCAGGCUCAGAUUAGUCACCAAUUUAAGGCCCAGUGUGGAGUCAGCAGGCCUCUGAGUCAAGGUCCCGUCCCCAGCUCCUCCCUCAGGGGGAGGCAGCAGGACUCAGCUGGCCUCCUCCUCCAUGGGCUCUCAGCGAUGGAGACGCCGUGGCAGCAGAAUUGGAGUUGUGUGUGGGCCUGGCAGUGUGAGCUCCCUGUCCUCAGGGCCGACCUGGGAUGUGACCUGGCUGUCAUAUCUGUCACCCCUUUGCUUGCCAGUGUUGAUCUGGAGGCCCUGACAGGCCAAGUGGGUGUCCCCUUGCCCCUCACUGCCCCAUUUGUCUCUCCCGAGCCUCGUGUUCAGGAAGGACGGCCUUCCCCACGAGAGGGACCCUCUUCCUUAGGGCCCAGGAGUAGCUGCGCCUGCCUGCAGGGCCUCCGCACGGCCCUCAGGUACACUUAUGGGGGAGCAUCUGGCAGUCGGGCUUCUAAGACCUGACCCAGAUACCCAGCUGAGGCGCAGUGUGGCAGUCGCCUUUCUUUAAAGCAGACAGACUGACCGAGCCACUGCCACUGCUGAAUGUCCCGCUGACAGCAGAGACUGUGAGGGCCAGAGUCCCUUACUCACUCUCCCUUGAGGAAACAAGCUGACCUGUCACCCGGCAAAGAGGCACCAUGUGUGAUCGAUCAUGUGAACUGCUUGGAUCGAGAAACUUACUCAGUGGCCAGAGGGCUCCGCUGUGGGCACAGGGCACAGGGCCUGCAGUCCUGCCCCCCACACUCAGGCGCUGCCAGCCCCAUGGGGCAGUGGAGCAGCGAGCGCGGGUGAGGCAGGCGGGGCACAGUGUAGACCCAGAACCUUGAGGGAGGGGUGCCCACCUUCGGGACACGGCGGCGCGUACCUUGCAUCCAUGGCGCUGUACGCCAGGGGGCAAAGCCGCUGAGUCCGGGAGCCAGGUGCCCCGUGAAUUGUGACCUUGAUUUCAUGGCUCCUUGUGACCCACAUGGGAAACAUCCCCGUCCUCGCUGAAACUUUCGCCUCUGUGGACCUAGAGGUCUUGGUUCCCAAGGGGAUCGGUUCCACUAGGGACACAGCGAGAGUCCGGCCUAACUUGCAUGUGUGUCUGCCCCAGCCUGGGCGGCUGCUCCCAGGCUCUACCUCCAGGCCCCACCUCCCUCCCACCUGUUCCAGAUGCCUCCCCUGGGGGCCCGUCUGGCCCCUGGCUGGUGUCUUGCACAGCAAUGUCCCAAACUCAUCUGGGCCUCAGGGAGCACAGAGAGAUGCCGCAGGGGCCCCGGGCAGAGCCCCCUCCCCGCCUGUGUCCCCACUGACUCCUUCUAGUGUGCCAGCUGCUUUCUUUGUCCGCUGGCUGCCGGUGUGAGGACGAGGUGGCAAGGCUGUCAGGCAUCGGGGCCAGGGCCAGUUGGGGGAAGGAGGUAGGAUUCCCCGUGAGGACUCCCCCGUGGUGGACAGGACAGUCCCACGACAGCCAGGCUGCUGUUUGCAAUGCUCCUGGCUCACCAACCUCUCUGGUAGCUGACAGUGAAAAUGAACAAGUUUGGCUAAUGAUAUCUUAGUAGCCUGGAUUGUGUGGAAAUUUUUGAAUUCUAGUUUCACUUUUAUCUCUAAUCUGCAAAGCCUCGGCCAUGUCAAGGCUAGAUAAAAUGAGACUGAGCAUCAUACCUUGGAGGCAGCAAGCCUGGAACCUGUCUGAGGAGCCCGAGAGCCCAGUCCCUAGGUGGCCACUUCUCAGGUCCCUGGGGGUCUUACAGGUGACCUAUGGGACAUCUAGUGUGAUACAUAGGGUUGUGUCUUUGCUUGUUUUGUAGCUUCACUAAAGUAAUUUACCUUCAAUAUUAAUAUUUUACUAUUCAAAGAUAUUUCAUUCACAUUUGUAUUUUGAUAAAGGAAAUCAGUUCUAGCAAACAGCCUUCUCUGAGAGUAUAGAUUAUUUUAAAUAUCUCACCAAUUGAUUUUAACUAUUUUGUUUCCUUUUCUGAUUAUAAAAUAUAAAAUGAUCAGAAAAGAUUGUCAAAAAUUUAGGAAAUACAGAAAAGUACAAAUGAAACUGCAAAUCAGACAGAACCAGAUAAAACCAUUUUAAUAGUCUUCUCUCAGACUGUGUUUAUAGAUAUGCAUUAUUUGGGGGGGGGAAUAACACUGGGACCACACUGAAGUUUGGGUGGCUUUGUAUUUUAGUCUUAUUGACAAUUUUCCAUAAAUCUGAUGAAAUGGAUAAGACUUAGACUGAACCCCACUGGACAUAUUGGCUUAUCCUCUACCCCAUCUACCUUCGUGCCCAUUCCAACCCAGAACAUUUGAAGGCAGCUGGGGUUGAACUAGGAAGUAUUUUCCCAGUUGUGAAGUUUCUUUGUCCCCAACUCACAGCAGCUCUGAAACCCUAAAUCAGCAAAUUCUGGCUGGGUGUGGUGGCACACACCUGUAAUCCAGCACUCAGGAGGUUGAGGCAGGAGGAUCACCACAAAUUCGAGGCCAGCCUGGGCUACAUAACAAGACCCUGCCUCAAAAAACCCAAAUUAAGCCGGGGAUUUAGCUCAGUGGUUCCACCGCCUGCCUCCCUCGCAAGCUCAAGGUCCCGAGUUUGAUCCCCACUACCAAAAAUAAAUAAAAUAAAAUAAAGAUUUCUUUAAAAAACAAAAAAACAAAGAUUUCUUUUUUAAAAAAUUAAAUAAAUAACUAAAUCCACAAACUCAGACUGCCUUGGAAGCGGGUGAGGACUUUGACAAGGAAAAUUCACUGGAGGGGAGAAGAAAAAAAAAAAAAAAAAGAAGUGUUCUGUGUUCUGAGAAGAUGUGGAAUC
This is a messenger RNA of Heterocephalus glaber (naked mole-rat), 8706 nucleotides long. The record is from RefSeq and is a predicted model, not a curated record. Lineage: Eukaryota; Metazoa; Chordata; Mammalia; Rodentia; Bathyergidae.